Molecule: messenger RNA, 429 nt
Organism: Phodopus roborovskii (desert hamster)
Lineage: Eukaryota; Metazoa; Chordata; Mammalia; Rodentia; Cricetidae
Product: coiled-coil-helix-coiled-coil-helix domain-containing protein 2-like
Exons: 1
Coding region: 1-429 (142 amino acids)
Biological process (GO): mitochondrion organization; positive regulation of transcription by RNA polymerase II
Cellular component (GO): nucleus; mitochondrion
Molecular function (GO): sequence-specific DNA binding
Source: RefSeq, a predicted model, not a curated record
AUGCCUCGUGGAAGCCGAAGCCGUUCUUGCCGGGCUGCCUCUCCAGCUAGCCGGGCCCCUCAGAUGAGGGCUUCUCUGAGACAAGGGCCUGCAGCUCAGCCUCUAGCAGCUGCUGUACCCAGGCAGCAAGUCCUGAUGGCCCAGAUGACACCCACUGUAGCUGGCGUGUCUGUGGGCUCUGUGUUGGGUCACAGCCCGGGUCAUGCCAUCACUGGGGGCUUUAGUGGAGGUGGUGAUGCUGAGCCUGCAAAGUCUGACAUCACUUACCAGGAGCCUCGGGGCCCAGCUGCUGGGCCAGCAGUCUCGUGGCCAUGCUCUCUUGAGAUUGAACAGUUUAUGGAGUGUGCCCAGAACCAGAGUGACGUCAAGCUCUUUGAGGGCUUCAAUGAGGUGUUGUGGCAGUGCAGAAUUGCAAAUGGUAUAAUCUAA